Messenger RNA from Monodelphis domestica (gray short-tailed opossum), 2377 nucleotides. RefSeq names its product paired like homeobox 2A (gene PHOX2A). The record is from RefSeq and is a predicted model, not a curated record. NCBI's taxonomy places the organism in Eukaryota, Metazoa, Chordata, Mammalia, Didelphimorphia, Didelphidae. Gene Ontology annotation, biological process: regulation of transcription by RNA polymerase II. Gene Ontology annotation, molecular function: DNA-binding transcription factor activity, RNA polymerase II-specific; RNA polymerase II transcription regulatory region sequence-specific DNA binding.
CAAGAAGGGGCGGGUGGGACUGGGCUAGACGGGACGGGACGGGACUGGGCAGCCCAGCUCUCCGACUCCUCCCUCUGUCCCUCUCCACAAGUCCCUCUGCCCGGCUUCUCCUCAGUCCCUCUUGACCUGCAUCCCCUCCUCCAGGCAGCCCUCCUGCCUGCGCCGCGCGCCCAUGGAUUACUCCUACCUCAACUCCUACGACUCUUGUGUGGCCGCCAUGGAGUCCGCCUACGGCGACUUCAGCCCCUGCGGCCAGGCGGGCGCCUUCCAGUACAGUCCCCUGGGGCGACCCGCCUUCAGCGCAGCAGCCACGGCAGGACCCGCCUGCCCCGGCCUUGCCUCACCUCCCUGCGGCCUGGGCGCCUUGCGGGAUCACCAGCCCGCACCCUACUCCACAGUGCCGUACAAGUUUUUCUCCGACCCGUCGGGGCUAAGCGAGAAACGCAAGCAGCGCCGAAUCCGCACGACCUUCACCAGCUCACAGCUCAAGGAACUGGAGCGAGUGUUUGCGGAGACCCAUUACCCGGAUAUCUACACACGGGAGGAGCUGGCGCUCAAGAUCGACCUCACCGAGGCCCGAGUGCAGGUCUGGUUCCAGAAUCGCAGGGCCAAGUUUCGGAAGCAGGAGCGGGCAGCCAGUGCCAAGGGUGCCGGGGGUGGAGCUGGUCCUCCGGGCACCAAGAAGGGGGAGGCCAGAUCCUCCUCGGAAGAUGACGAGUCAAAGGAGUCCAACUGCAGCCCGACACCAGACAGCACGGCCUCCCUGCCUGGCCCUGGUGGCCUAGCCAGCCCAAGCCCUAGCCUCAGCCUCAGCCUCAGCCCCAGUCCUGGCCUGCCCCCAGCCCCAGCCCCUGCCCCUCUCAAAGGGCCCCUGUGGGCUGGUGGGCCAGGGGGAGGAGGAGGUGGCCCUGGGGCACCUAGCCCUGCUGAGCUGCUCAAGGCCUGGCAGCCUGCAGAGCCCGGGCCAGGGCCCUUUUCUGGCGUCCUCUCCUCCUUCCACCGGAAAGCCCCAACCUCUGCUUCAGCCACUGCUGCCCUCAAAGCCAACCUCUUCUAACUGUACCCCUUGCUCCCUGCCCCAGCCUCCUGGGAACUGCACAGCUGAGAUGUUCCUGCUUCUUCUCCCUCUCAGACAGGGCCAGGCAGCUACUGCCUUCCCUUCUGGGGAUCCUGCCACGGCCAGAGACAUGCCCUUCCCUCCAUCAAGAUGUUCCUUUUCUCUCUUUUGAAGCCUGUCACUGCCACAGAGCCCACCCCUACCUCCCCCAGACAUUUCCCUCCCAAACUUCUAGGGACUCUUGGAGUGAAAUAGUGAAAUAGCUCUCUUCCCUAACUGUGCUGACAGAUGUCCCCUUUUCUCAUUGAAACACCCAUUUCUCCACCAUCCCCCCCCCUGGCCCUGCCCACCUCUUGAGGAUAAUCUUGCCAUAGCCAGAGAGGACCCUUUUCUCAAUGUGCCAGUCCCUAAAAAUGCCCCUUCCUCCCCACUCUCCCAGAACAAGCAGAUGCUCCACGGUGGGAAGCCACUCUCUCCAAAGCACCCCCUUCCACACUCUGGGCACUAUCAUGGCCAAAGAUGUUCCUCUCUGGGUAACCAAGGCCCAUCAUCAGGACCCUAGGUAUCAGUGACCACCAGAGAUGCCACUUUCCUUUGACUCCCUAUCCCAAGGAUCCAUUAUGUCUGGACAUGCCCUCCCCUGGAGAAAUAGCAGACAGCCCCUUUUCUGUGGACUCCAUCAUUGUUCAGUGUCCCCUCCUGAUUCCCAUUCUCUACCCCCUCCAUAAGUCCCUUGGGAAAUUCUUUAAACCAGCCCAGCCCCUUAUGAAUUUGGAGGAGGUAAUCCAAGGUAUGAUGCCUGAGGAGGCACCAUGGGAAGCAGCCAUCCAUCACCCCCACAAGCUCCACUUUCUAGGGCUCCUCUGGGUUCUGGAGCUGGCAAAUAUUGCUAGAGCUGCAAAGGGUGCCCAGCUUGAAUGACUCGCUUCAAUGACUCAGCUACCACUGGAAAUGGGCUGCUGCCCACGACGGGCCUUGACUCUCAUAGACAAUUGGACCUAGAGCUGGGAGGAACUUUAAAGACCAUGUAGUUCAACCUUACAGAGAAAACUGAGGCCCAGAGAGGUUACACAGCUAGUAGGGAGCAGAGCUCUCUGGACUCUUUGCUCCCACUUCCCAGGGCCAUUCAUAGGUUGGGCAAGGGGUGGGGAGAGUGGGUGGGGGUAACUAUUGCCCAAGACCAGGAUCCCUAAAAGUCAGGCAAGGGUAUAAUUAUUUCCUUUUUUUUCUUCCAACUUUUGUUUUCCUUUCUAAAACUCGUCUGUAAUUUAUUGAGAUCAAAUUCUGCUCAAUCCAAAUAAAAUUAAUUUAUUGAAGCCA